Molecule: messenger RNA, 1698 nt
Organism: Myxozyma melibiosi
Lineage: Eukaryota; Fungi; Ascomycota; Lipomycetes; Lipomycetales; Lipomycetaceae
Exons: 1
Coding region: 170-1597 (475 amino acids)
Molecular function (GO): protein binding
Source: RefSeq, a predicted model, not a curated record
CUCCUUCUUCCUGCCUCGGCCUCGUCCACCCUCGACGCCCUCUGCACUCAUCGCCCGCAUCUCUCCCUCCUCCCAACUCCCUUCACGUGCCUCGAACCUUAUCUUAUCAGGCUCAUCGCGCAAUCCAACCUCCAUCUCCACACCGACCUCCACCGAGUCUCGCCCCGCCAUGGCUACCGCUGCUCCGUUGCCCUCGCGGCCGUUUGACAUCGUCGGCAACCUGCCGCUCGACAUCAUCGCCGACGUCGCAAAGUACGUCCCGCGACUGACCGACCUCAUCAGCUUCCAGCAGGUCUCACGUGCAUGGCACUACGCCUUCACCUCCCCUGUCGUCUACUCCAAACUCUGCCACCCGCCCGACGACGACAGCCAGACCGGCCACGUGCCGCCCGCAGACAAAGACGCCUACCAGCGCUUCCUGCGCAAGUGCUUCGACGAGCACGCAAUCAUGACCCUCAACGUCUCCGACCGGCGCGUCUGCCAUCUCGGCGCCGGCGUGACGAACCAGAUCUCAUGCACCGCCUUCUCGGACUCGUUCCUCGUCUUUUAUCUCCAGGCCGACCGGCGCUUCCUCGUCUGGGACUUUUCACUCGAUACCAUGGAGCCUCGCUCGCUCGAUUUUGGCACGCAGGACGUGACCGAGAUGUCGAUCUCUGACAAGGGCAAUUACCUGUCUUGGAUGGAGUCUGACAAAGAUGCCAUCUUUGUCUUUGACCUCAAAGCCGCCUACUGGGCAUCAGACCCUUCUUUUGCUUCUUCUGCACCCUCUCCAGGCCGGAAAAUCAUGGUCUUCCCCUUCCCUCCGCAGUCGCGGCCCGCCGUGCUCAACCCAUUCAGCUGCGACGGCGAGCACCUCGUCGCGCGCUUCAGCAUAGCCAGCGGCUCCCCGCACAAGUUCUUCAUGGUCUGGAACCUGCGCACACGCGAGCUUGUCUCCAAGUUCCAGUACACCGUCACCGGCCUCUGGGACACCUCCGCUAUCUUUGCCGAGAAAAAGAUCUACCUGUUCUCGCUGCCGCCGUUUGCGAGCGACUACCCGCGCCGCACAAAUCUCAUGUUUCCGGGGUACUCCAAGACCUACGACUUGCAAGGCAACGUCAUUGCCUCGAUCGGAAUCUUACCUGGAACCGAGUUCCGCUACGAUCGUCUGUUCCAGCCGGUUUGUGGGAACGGCAAAAUCACAUACGCGAUCGCCAGACAGGGUGUCCUGCAUCGCGGCCACUGUCUGUCCCUGGUCUCGGUCGACGAGCGCACUGGGAUCGAGUCUCUGUCCAAAUUCUACCCAGAGUGCUCCUCAAACAAGUCAAAAACAGACCUACGCGCAUCGCUCGAUACAGACGACUACUACCCAUUCCAAGAAUGCAUCACCCAGAAGAACGUGCAGUGCAUGUAUCUCUUCCACGGAAUCGUCUCCGCCCAUGGUCCGGCGGGCGAGGUCGAGAUCUGGGACACGACAUGCAACCGGUCGCGGAGGAUCCCGAUGCCAAAGACGCACGCGGUUUACGGCAACGAAUCGUUUUUCGCGAAAUCUGUAAAUAAGGACCUUUACAUACACAGAUACACGGAAUGGGACGAGUACAGGAGUAUAAAGGUUUAGAGUAUUAUUGUUUUACAAGGCGGGUCUGAAAGGGUACAGGGGCGUUUGCGAUCAUUAGUUUGUGUGCUGGUUCGCCUUCUUUUGUUGUUGUUUUAGUACAU